AUGUCGGAUAAAGUACCGUCGUCCAGCCCCAUCGUCGCAGCUGCUGCCAAAGGCGGCACCGAUGAACCACCGCCCUCCACAACAGCCCCAGCAAACGGCGGCGCCAAAAAACCCACCUUUACAAACCCACCCGCCAAAACCGGCACCGUCCUUUACGUACUUUACCGCCCUCACCGCCCUUCUUUCAGCCUCGCUUCAUUCCGCAUCCACCGCCUGAACCUAACAACCAGCGCGGACUCCGCCUCUUCCCACCUCUCGACCCUUUUCAACUUAACCAUUUCUUCCAAAAACCCGAACGCUUACCUCUCUUUCUCUUACGACCCUUUCAUCCUCUUGUGCAUAUCGAGCGACGGCGACGUGUUUUUAGGCAAUGGAACGUUGCCGGCUUUCUUCAGUGGCAACAAAAGCGAUACUACUUUCAGGGGAGUCGCGGUGGCGACGUCGAGCCACGUGGACGGCGAGACGAUGAAUGGGUUGAGACCGGAGCUGAGGAAGAAAAAGGGGUUCUUGUUGAAAGUUGAAAUGGAUACCCGAGUGAUGGUGAAAAUGGGUAGCUUAAAGAGCAAGAAAGUGGGGAUUAGGGUUACUUGCGAUGGAAUUAAAGGGAUUGUACCGAAAGGAAAGUCGCCGGCGGUGGCUAACGUUUUUGGAGCUAAGUGUGAGGUUGAUCUAAGGAUCAAAAUAUGGAGAUGGACCUUUUAG
Gossypium arboreum is the source of this 702-nucleotide messenger RNA. Its product is annotated as NDR1/HIN1-like protein 6. Lineage: Eukaryota; Viridiplantae; Streptophyta; Magnoliopsida; Malvales; Malvaceae. Gene Ontology annotation, cellular component: plasma membrane. Bases 1 to 702 code for a protein of 233 amino acids. The transcript is spliced from 2 exons. The record is from RefSeq and is a predicted model, not a curated record.